CAGCAGAGUAGGUACCAUUUGGUGCUUCUCGCAGUUUUAGAUGUGUAAAGGCGGUAGGAAUCUUGAUGUCGGUCAACAUCGGUUAUUUCGGUGUGAAUGGAAGAAAUAUGAGCGAAAAAGAAAAGGAUGUCGACGCAACGAACCAAAAAACUAGUGAAAAAGACGAAAAAAACAUACCACCAGUCCCUAAAGAUGCUGAAAAGUUUAUCUACUUCGAUCGCAUGGUAUCCACAUAUACAGGCCUAUCGAUAGUAAUAGCAGGAGUAGCUGUCCUAACUAUAUUAUUUAUAGCAGCAGACGAAUGUAGACAAUGUUUCAGUAAAUCACAUGAUCAAAGCACGCCAUCAAACCUAAAGAAAACAUUUUGGCCCUAUGGCAAAAACAUCGAAGGAGGUCAUCUCAAAGAGGUGUUUACAGUUCUGGAUAAAUUCGGAUACCAAAAAAACGAAAAUCCUGGAGAUGAGUGGGAUUUAUUAUGGGCACAUGACUAUCCAUUCAGAACCCUACAAAACGAACUAAAAAAUUUAAAACCUUAUCAGAAGAUUAAUCACUUUCCUGGAUGCGGAUAUAUCACGAAUAAAGUAGACUUGGCGACGAGUGGAUUGAAAUAUAUUCCACCAGCGUUCAAGCUACCGGAAGAUAAAGAAAAGCUAUUAAAAUACAGCGGUCAGAAUCCGAAUAAAACAUUCGUACAAAAAAACAAUGAUCAUCGGAAUAUAAAAAUCGAAAAAAUUGAGAAUAUCGAUUUAGAUAAAGCAGGCACGUUUAUUCAAGAAUACAUUGAUAAGCCUUUGCUAGUCAAUGGACAUAAGUUUGAUAUAGGGAUAUACACAAUUAUAACUUCUAUUGAUCCUUUAAGAGUAUAUAUCUACAAUGGAGAAGCGCUCUUAAGAUUUUGUCCGUCCAAAUACUACCCUUUCGAUCCAAAUAAUCUAGACAAAUAUGUAGUAGGAGAUGAUUAUCUACCUAUUUGGGAAGUACCUGCCCUAGAUCAUUACUACAAUAUAUUAGGCUUUGGAAUGAGAGAUAGCCUAAAUGCUUUACUGCGAACUCAAGGCAAAGAUCCCAGUAUUAUAUGGUCUCAAAUAGAAGAAUCCAUAAGGACGAUUCUUUUGGCUAAGGAACCAUUAAUCGCAGAUGUCUUAAAAAGAUUCAAGUAUAAAAGCAACUUUUUCGAAAUGAUGCGUUUUGAUUUUGUUAUCGACGAAAAUCUUAAUAUCUACCUCUUGGAGGCUAAUAUGAGUCCAAAUCUCUCCUCUGCUCAUUUCCCUCCAAACAGAUUAUUAUACCAACAGCUCCUAUACAAUGUUUUAGGUCUUGUAGGAGUAGGUAAAAGUCUUAAUAAGAACACAUUAGAGCUAAGCUUAGAUGAAGAAAAGAUGAUUGUAUCUGAUAAACAUCUGGCAACAUAUCCUGAAAAAUGCCAUAGUCAAUUAUGUCGUACAAGUUGUGUUUCUCCCGACUGUCAAUUAUGUAAAACAUGUCUGUCGCCAGAAACUAGGAAAUAUUUAGUACAAGCUUUCAAAGAACAUAUUCAUAAAGGAGAUUGUAAAAGAAUAUUUCCACCUUCUUUGACAGCCCAAGAACAUUUAGAUGAUACAACUGAAAAAUACUCAGCUGAAAAUCAGUUGCAUGUGAGAUGGUUUCAAGGAAAAUGUUUACUAGAUAAAUCAUGGUGUUAAAAUGACAUUGAUCCAAUAGAGAAAAGAAUCUUGCCUCAACCACACAGCACAUACAGAGACAAAACAGUAUUUUUUUAGAAAUUUUCAGAUACUUUUUGUUUAAAAUUUUAAAAUUAUCCCCUUUAAAAUCAAUUUAAACAGCCACUACUAGGUUAAAGGUGAGAAAACAAAAUAUAAGUAUUUCAGUCUCUAUUAUUAAAAAUUGGAAAUUAUUAGAUAGAUUAUACCUAUCAAUAGGGUAUAUAUUUGUGUACUAUUAAAAUGAAACCAAAUUAAUAUUUUUGUUUAAAUAUAUAUUAUAUUUAUUGUUA
Sitophilus oryzae (rice weevil) is the source of this 1993-nucleotide messenger RNA. It is a transcript of the gene TTLL15, whose product is annotated as tubulin polyglutamylase TTLL6. The transcript has 6 exons. Gene Ontology annotation, biological process: protein modification process. NCBI's taxonomy places the organism in Eukaryota, Metazoa, Arthropoda, Insecta, Coleoptera, Curculionidae. The coding region runs from base 66 to 1682 and encodes 538 amino acids. The record is from RefSeq and is a predicted model, not a curated record.